GUUUGUUAUUAAAUCCACUUUUCUUUAAAUAUAAAUUGCGUAAAUUUGGUUUAACUUUCAGUAGAAAUACGUUUUCUUGAUCUUUCGAAUGACGAUUUAAGUUUAAUUUUCAGUAGAAAUAAUGUUCUUGAUCCUUCGAAUGACAAAUAAAAAGAAAUAUUACGAUUAAUAAAAGUGGAUAACUGAUUUAAGAGUUAGAGGAAAAUAAUCUCUUUUUUGUGCGCUAAUUCCGUUGUAAUUGUCAGACAUGGGAGAAAAUAAUAAUUUGUUGUUACAACAAGAGAUUAAUCAGAAUAUGGCGGUAGCCGCUCAGCAACCGUUUGCUAUGUCCAAUGAGGAACAAGCAUUCAACAUACAGCAACAAUCGCGAGGGGUAUUUAACCGCAGCAACAGAAAAAGAACUGGUCAGGAGAAGAAAGACCAGCAGAGAGAUACACAGGAAUGGGUUAACAAAACAAAUAGUGACAACAUCUUACAUAUUGAGAAUAUGGAAAAAUCUAGACUGGCACAGGACUGGGUUAACAAUGUAAGCCAAGAAGUUUUAAGCACCACCCAGAGAAACAACAAAGCGAGUUCAGAGAGUAUUGACACUAUUCGUGAAAAUAUCAAGAAUAGUCGGGAAUCACUGAAGAAGAGAAGCUGUGAAAGUCUGACAAUUGAACAUGUUUCUUUACAAAAUAGAGGUGCAAAUAUUGGACCUAACGGACAGAAAAACGACAAAGCAAUAGAAGACAGUCAAUGCAGUAAUAGUGUAAAUGGAGGGUCACACAGAAAUAGUAAAAAUAACUUAGCAGUUAAUGGUACAGAUGAAGAAAAAACUAAAAACAUGAAUGAUAAAAUCUUGGAAGAUAAUAGUAAAGACAAUUUCAAUAACCAAAUGGACGAAGUGAAUAAAAAUAAAGUCAAUGGCAACGCACAAGUAGAAAAUAACAAAACUGUAGACAACGCCAAAACGAAGACAGAAUAUACUCCUGAUAUGGCAAAAAGUAGACGGACGUGUGUGGAUAGUACUGACUCUUUAAACGAGAGCACAUAUGACCUUUCUCGUUCCUAUAGAUCAUUAUCAAUGAAAGACCCACAUACAGCAGCGAUAGAUUUAUCCAACAACUGCAGACAAUUUUAUUUCAAUCAUCAAAAAGCUGCUGAAGCCAUAAAACAAUCUGUUCGAUCAGCAAAGCACACUCGUGCCAUUGAGAAAAUGGAAGGCAAACCUAGCUCUCGUAUUGACAAUGCAAUGGACAGGCUACGAUCUGAAAUGGCUGACCUGAUGGACCAGGAUUUGUCGCUGAUGUCACAGCUGUUGAAGCUGAACGACAAGAUAGAGGAAGUGAAGACACACGUGGCAUAUAGGCAACAGCAACAGUCAUUCAACAGUCAGAGCUCGUGCUACCUUAGCGGCAGCGAAAUGUCCGAUUCAGAAUUUGAAGACAAUGAUGACAGUAGACUAGAUCUGUCACAGUCUGUAAGAGAUUUCAAAAUACAAGCUGUGGAAUCACUACCGGAACCGAAACCUGAGAAAGAGAUCGUUUUACGUAGAAUGGCGCCUGCAGACAGCAGAAUAAUUGUCUACAAGAAGAAAAAGACGCGAACAGGUAAACGUAGAGCAAGGAAGAGCCAGUCUAGACCGGAAACGGAAGACGAUUCGACCGACGGAAGUCAAGAAAGUGACCAGUGUGAAAGCGAUUCGAUGUCAGACACUGAAAGUACCUUGAGCCAGAGUUCAACAAUUUAUGGUUCUGAUCACAGUGGUGACAAUGCUGAUCAGACCUCGGACACUGUUGAUAGUGGAAUACAAAGUCCAAAACAGCCUGAAGAGCCACCAAAACCGAAGAAAGGUGGAAUUUCACAAAACAGACGGUUUUUAAAUUUUCACAAGAAAAAUGGAAAUUUCUCUAAAUCUGUUUUAACUGGUUUAAAUGUUUUGACUAUGCAAGGACACAACGUUCCAUUAGACAAAUAUUUUGUUCCACAGGGGUUGGUGUAUCUGAAGCAAGAGAAAAGUGAAAACGUAUUUUGUCAGUUUACAAAAUAAUAUACAUGUAAAUUUCAUUUAUGCAUUUGUUAAUGUAAAUUAUGCAAAACAAACUUUAAUGAAUAAAAGUAAAAACAUA
Mercenaria mercenaria is the source of this 2111-nucleotide messenger RNA. Its product is annotated as dentin sialophosphoprotein-like. Gene Ontology annotation, molecular function: protein binding. Lineage: Eukaryota; Metazoa; Mollusca; Bivalvia; Venerida; Veneridae. Bases 248 to 2032 code for a protein of 594 amino acids. The transcript is spliced from 2 exons. The record is from RefSeq and is a predicted model, not a curated record.